This is a messenger RNA of Panicum virgatum (switchgrass), 2049 nucleotides long. RefSeq lists its product as uncharacterized. The record is from RefSeq and is a predicted model, not a curated record. The transcript is spliced from 5 exons. NCBI's taxonomy places the organism in Eukaryota, Viridiplantae, Streptophyta, Magnoliopsida, Poales, Poaceae. The coding region runs from base 1 to 2049 and encodes 682 amino acids. Gene Ontology annotation, molecular function: DNA binding.
AUGGACCUGGAGCGAGGAGGGGGGGAGACAGCGACGGCCCGCGCGCGCCUGCCUGCCGGUGCCGCCCGCGCCCGCCCGCGGCACCAUCGAGCAGACCCCGUCAAAAUCUCGCGUCGUGGGCGCGACGGCGACGGCGCGGGCCCCACGUCAGGCGCCGCGCCGAACACGCGUGCCGGCGCCGCGCCCGCCUUUGCUGCUGCUGCUGGUGACGGCUACGGGUCGGGACGCGAGAGGACAAUGCCAGACCUAGUGUGGGAGCAUGGCCAAAAGAUCAGGGGUGGUUUCAAAUGCAAGUAUUGCAGGGAGGAGAAGAGUGGGGGAGGAGCAACAAGGUUCAAAGAGCAUUUGGCACAUAGGGGGAAAGAUGUGAAGGACUGCCCUUCGGUUCCAGCCGAAGUUAAGGCCUUCUUUAGUGAGCAGUUGGACAGGAACAAGGCUAGAGCUAAAGCAAGGGCCCGAGAAAAGCUCCUGAGGGACCAAUCUGCAAGGAGGCCGCACAUUGAUCUAGAGAAAGAGGAAGGCCAGGGGCUCGACGAGGAUGCAGAACUACAAGCGGCCUUACACCAGUCCCGCCAAGAGUAUGAAUUUAUGCAGCAAGCUGGGCCACGAUAUGAUAGGGGUGGCGGAUCGGGUGGUGGUGUUGGAGGCAGUGGUGGACCGCUGCCUUCGAUGUUCAGAAGGAGCCAGUCACAAGUCCCCGAGAGGGUUAGGGACUACCAUCUAGGGUUGAGCAGUGGUCCACGGCAGCAAAGGAUUGAUACCGGCCCAUGGACUGUCAAGGGGAGGACAUCAAGAGAGCUUCUAGGGAGGGCAUGGGCGAAGGCGUGCCAUGCUGUCGGUAUUCCCGGCCGGAAAGUCGAUGACCCAUACUUUAAAGCUGCGAUCGUGGAGACCCAGAAACAAGGUGUUGGAAUCAAAAUACCAUCAGGGAGGGAGAUAGAUGGAAAAUAUUUGGAUGAGAAUGUGAAGGAGAUAGAGAAAGAGAUAGAGAAGUGGAAGAACGAGUGGGAUGAAUGUGGAGUCACGAUCAUGUGUGAUUCGUGGACGGGGCCUAUGCGUAACUCGGUCAUUAAUUUCUUGGUGUAUAGCGGUGGCACCAUGUAUUUCUUGAAGUCCAUCAAUGCGUCCGACAAAAUACAGGACCAUCAAUACUUGUUGAAGGAGAUACGAGCAGUGGUCAUGAAAGUGGAGCCUCACAAUGUGAUUCAGCUUGUCACGGAUAAUGGUUCGAACUACAAAAAAGCCUGCAAAAUUAUAUGUCAUGAGUUCCCUACCAUUGCAUGGCAGCCUUGCCUUGCCCAUACCAUCAACCUUAUGCUGAAGGACAUAGGGAAGUGGCCGGAGCAUGAUGCUUGUAUUCGAAGCGCGCAACGAAUUUGCAGCUGGCUCUACAACUCCAACAGUUUACACAGCAUGAUGAGGGAAGCCAUCGGAGGAGAGUUGGUCAAGUGGAAUGUAACAAGAUUUGGGACCAACUACAUGUUCCUUGAAAGCAUGUAUAGGAAGAAGGACCAGUUCAUGACAUGGUUAGUGUCACCUGAGUUCCGACGGUCCCGCCACUUCAAAAGUGAAACUGGAAGGUACAUUUACGAAUGCAUCACAAGUCUUCAAUGGUGGGCGAAUAUGGAGUAUGUGAUCAAUGAUGUUGAGCCUCUGUACAUGUUUUUGAGAUUUGCUGACACAGACAAGACACCUAAUUUGAGUGAGGUGACAAUGGAGUAUCAAAACAUGAGGCAAACAUAUGCCAGCAAGUUCAGCAAUGACUAUCCCCGGUUUGAAAAGAUCAUGGCUGUGAUAGAUGCAAGGAUGAACACAGUGAUGUCAGGCACAUAUAUGGCCACUGCUUGUGCUCUUAACCCUUACGUGCAGUACAGUUUGGGCACAUCACAGACAGUCAUGGCAGUAAUGCGCAACGGUCUGGAGAAAAUGUUGAAUACUAAUUCAGCAGCAAUUGCAUUGCAGGAAUUUGAAAUAUUCAGGACGAAGCAAGUCAUCAGCAAUUCAAAAUUGGAUGAAGCUUUCAAGGUCCAAUGGAGACCCAGCAUUUGA